AAUCAUAACAGCUUUCGCACUCAGAAUUCCUCGGCUAGCAGUAUCCUCUCUUCCACCCACGCAGUCAGAUCACUUGACUUCGACACAAACAACAACAUCACCAGACACCAUGAAAUCUCACCAAUCGUCAAUCAAAGCCGGAAUCAAAGCUGUUCAUCCCAAAGAACAGUCAGCACCAUGUCUUCAACUCGAGAAGUCCACUCCGUGGCAUAUAUACUAAAAAACGACGGGGUCCUUCCUCACCAAAACUCACCAUUCGGACGAAAGAGUAGGAAUGAGAGUUCCCACUCGCUCACAAACUUCGGCUUUCAUAAACAUAAAUACGCCAUUCAAGGGAUCGAAAAAGUCGACCUCAACGGCUACAAAUUCCUCCGACAACCGCUCCGGAUCGAAUACUGCCAAAUCACCAAACGAUGGAUGUUCAGCUCCGAAAUCCGCACUCGAAAAGUCAUCGUCCCGAUGUGCAGAGAUUUGAACUGUAUGGCAAAAGAUAUGAGUCUUUGCGGAAAGACUGUCGACAUGGAGCUCUUUUGCCUUGAUGAUGCGGAAAGCUGGGUCGUCAUUGGCAAGGGAGGCCGAGGGCAUCUUUCGAGAAGAUGGGAAAAGCACUUGGGCGAGAAUGGAAGGUUGUAUUGUGUGGAUGAGAAGACGGAGUGUAUGAGGAGACAGACUGUUGAGGAGGUGAAAGCUAGCCGCUUGAGGCUAGAGAGAGAGAAGGGAAAGUUUGGAUUCUUCGAAGAGGAUGCGAGUUACAUGGCCGUUGUCAGAUACUUGGAGAAGGAAUGAAUGACCGGCGAGGGAUCAAGGACUUAAUGCAGUCUGAAGAGGCUGUCAUACUCUGGAUCGAAGACAGACUUUCGCUUGCAAGCGACAAUCCAGCCUCAGACCGCAUCAGAAAACGACAAAUUUCUCCGACAAACGGCAAAAGACUGGCACCAAAUGAUUCGGAGGGCUCUUGCGGUGGACGAGGGUCAAUGUGAAAGGAAUGAACAUAAAGUCAGCACUCCUGUGGUAAAGAGAGUGUUUUCGGGCUAAUGCAAGGUCUCAGGCUAGAAAUUCAGAAAGGCUUUUGCUAAGAUUUGGAAAACAGGGAGCAAAAGCUAGAAUGGGAGAAUACCUUUUGUCCUGAACUGCAAGUCAUACAAGCAGCAGGUUUUAACGGUGCUCCUAGUUAGACAGUAA
This is a messenger RNA of Mollisia scopiformis, 1182 nucleotides long. RefSeq lists its product as uncharacterized. The transcript has a single exon. The coding region runs from base 178 to 786 and encodes 202 amino acids. NCBI's taxonomy places the organism in Eukaryota, Fungi, Ascomycota, Leotiomycetes, Helotiales, Mollisiaceae. The record is from RefSeq and is a predicted model, not a curated record.